Molecule: messenger RNA, 2120 nt
Organism: Rubroshorea leprosula
Lineage: Eukaryota; Viridiplantae; Streptophyta; Magnoliopsida; Malvales; Dipterocarpaceae
Source: the annotation of a GenBank genome assembly
UUUGGGUUCUCUCUCUCCACUCAUUGAUUAGUAGCUGUUGAACACUGGAAGAGCCCAAAAAUUCAACUAAUAGUGGGGUUUUAGUGUGUUAUCUGCUUCUUUUUCCCUCUGACUGUGUCUGACUUUGCACCACCAUCACCAUUUCUCCUACCUCUGCUUUCCCAUAAUUGUAUCUCUUUCUUCUCUCUUUCUCUGCGGUCUUAUCUCUUAUAAUCUGCUAUUGCCUCACCAUUUGUGGUAAAAACUAGAAUACCCCCAAAUCUUUCUUGUCUUUUGAUAUUCGUGGUUCUCCACAGUUGCACAUCAGUGAAGCAUAUCUGCAGCUUCAACAUGUAUUAUGUUAUGAAAAGAUAACUAUUUUACAUGGUCAGCAAGUUGUAAUAUCUUUUCUUUGGUUACUUGUGUCAAAAGAAACAAGCUCAAAGCUUUACUUUACCUAAAUAUGAUGCCACCAAACUACAAGUUGGAAUCUGAAAAUGAUUCAGAAGCAAGCAGCCAAAUAGGUUCCAACUUAUCUGUGCAAGAUGCAUCUCCUGAUCCAUCCAAGGAUAGUGCAACAACCACUUCAUCCCUAGCAAAUCCUAAAAACCUUCAGCCAGACUGCAAGCCUGUUUCCCUUGAUUUGACACUCCAAUUCAGUGCUACUGAUGCCAAGUUGAAGGGCACUGAUGAGAGCAAUAGUGAGACAGCAGGUCAGACUUUGUCACCUACUAUCCCAAGGGUUUUCUCUUGUAAUUACUGCAGGCGCAAGUUCUACAGCUCACAGGCACUAGGUGGUCACCAGAAUGCUCAUAAGAGGGAGAGGACAAUGGCAAAGCGUGCAUUGAGGAUGGGGAUGUUCUCUGAUAGGUAUACAAGCUUGGCAUCCCUGCCCCUCAAUGGUUCUGCAUUCCGGUCCCUAGGAAUCCAAGCUCAUUCUGCAGUGCAUCAAGGAAUUAUACCAUCACAGAGGCCUCCUCUUGACACGAGAGGUGGAGCAAGGUUUGAACAGGGUUAUUUUGCUAUGCCAAUGUUCAUUGAAGAUGAUGAUGUGGACUUGUUUUGGCCUGGGAGCUUCCGGCAGGUGGAUGCAGGUGUUACCAGCAAUGUCAAUUUGGAUUUUACUCAAUAUUCAACCCAAAGUUCAAACAUCAAUUUCGUAGCAGCGGCACCACCACAAAUGACAGAUACAUCUUCAACAUCUUCACCUGAUCUUACUUUGAAGCUCUAAUUGUUUUGCAGUUAAGUCUUGUAGUUUGUGCAUCAUUCUCCAUUAGACAUACUACUCAUCACAGUGUUAUUGUACAGUGAGGUAUGCAUCAGCCAUGGCUGCUGACUCCUAAAAUUAAUUUUACUGGAUCUAUCUUCUCUAAUAACUUUAUGGUUACCACUUACCUGUGCUUUGAUUUUACCAUGCCAUUAUUUUUUUCUUCUUUGAGAAAUUAAAUUGAAGGUUAAUGUUGCAGUGAGGAUCGAUAUCAUUACUGUUUGUUUGGCAUAUUCAAGUCAGAUGCACACUACUGCAAUGCAUUAACAUUUUUUUUUUUUUGGUAUAAGAAUAUUGCACUAGGCUGCUAAGGAUCAUAGUCUGGACCCUGGACGGUUCAGACUUGAUUGAGUUUGUUCUUUGCCUCUAACUGAGCUCAAACUUCAAUCCAGCUAGCUUUCUGUUGUUACCUGUGCAUCGUUUUUACCUGUGCCAUAGCUUCUGCUGUUGAGGAAUGAAAACCUUGCACUAAUGUUGUUAUUACUUUUUGUUUAUGAUUUUUAUUUUAAGAACAUUUCAUCCCAUUCUUUCUGUUAAGAAUAAAAAGGAGCACAAUUGUGAAAUGUGCAUUUGCGUCCUUUUGUGUCCUAGAUUGCGUGCCAUCUACGGUGGCAAUGUAAUGGAGCAUUUAGCACGUAGUUUGGACUUUGGCACAAUUGUGGAAUGUGCAUUUGCGUCCUUUUUGUAUACUAGAUUGCGUGCCAUCUAGGGUGGCAAAGUAAUGGAGCAUUUAGCACGUAGUUUGGACUUUAGUUGGUUUAGAUUUCGACUAUGACCAAGCUCAAAAGAAUUUUGUGCUUGAGUUAAGGUUGAUCUGGAACUCGUUGGGGAAUCAGGGACCACAGGAGUUCAUGAAUAAGGUCUAAUACAUAAU